Echinops telfairi (small Madagascar hedgehog) is the source of this 903-nucleotide messenger RNA. RefSeq names its product myosin light chain 1 (gene MYL1). The transcript has 7 exons. The coding region runs from base 1 to 573 and encodes 190 amino acids. The record is from RefSeq and is a predicted model, not a curated record. Gene Ontology annotation, cellular component: contractile muscle fiber; myosin II complex. Gene Ontology annotation, molecular function: calcium ion binding. NCBI's taxonomy places the organism in Eukaryota, Metazoa, Chordata, Mammalia, Afrosoricida, Tenrecidae.
AUGGCCCCAAAGAAGGACGUGAAGAAGCCUGCAGCCGCUGCCCCAGCACCUGCUCCUGCACCUGCCCCUGCACCUGCCCCCGUCAAAAAGGAAGAAAAAAUUGACCUCUCUGCUAUUAAGAUCGAGUUCUCUAAGGCACAGCAGGAUGACUUCAAAGAGGCAUUUCUCCUGUUUGACCGGACGGGUGAAGGCAAGAUCACUUUAAGCCAGGUUGGGGACGUCCUUCGGGCUCUGGGCACAAACCCCACCAAUGCAGAGGUGAAGAAGGUGCUGGGGAACCCCAGCAAUGAAGAGAUGAAUGCCAAGAAAAUUGAGUUUGAACAGUUUCUGCCCAUGAUGCAAGCGAUCUCCAACAACAAGGACCAGGGCAGCUAUGAAGACUUUGUUGAGGGUCUGCGUGUCUUCGAUAAGGAAGGCAAUGGCACGGUCAUGGGUGCUGAGCUCCGCCAUGUUUUAGCCACCCUGGGUGAAAAGAUGAAGGAAGAGGAGGUGGAAGCCCUCAUGGCAGGUCAAGAAGACUCUAAUGGCUGCAUCAACUAUGAAGCCUUUGUCAAACACAUCAUGUCUAUCUAAAUGGAGCACUCGAGAGCAAGCAUUGUUUACGAAGACUGAUUGGAACUUGAUUUUAAUAAGGCCCAGGACUCGCUGUUCAGAUAUAUUGACCAUCCCUCAGAAAAGCAAAAUAAUCUAUCUUGUUCUGGACAGAAGAACUUCCUGAAUUUUUGUGCACUUUCAUACUCUCUCUGAAAUGUAUUUCUACAAUACAAACCACGUGUCAGCUGCUCUCGACAAGAUGGACAGAACUUGGACAAUCUCAAAGCUAAGCACCCCUCAUCACCAACCAUGAGUCAAUGAACAUCCUCAAAAUAAUGAAUCAAUAAAUAAUUUUGGUCAGUCUGGAAA